UAAAUGAAUAAAGAAAAGCUCAUGAAGUUUAUGUUAUAAUAAAUAUAUAAACAUUUAAACAUAUACAACUUAUAGUGAUAGACAAUGAUUAGUGUUGUAGCUGAAAACGUGCUAGGCACUGCCGGGACUAUCUUUUGGUGUAUCCAAUUAGUACCACAGAUCAUUAGAAAUUAUAAAGUUAAAGAUUGUGAAGGAUUGCCUCCUUUAAUGAUGUUUCUUUGGGCAGCAUGUGGUGUUCCAUUCUCAAUUUAUUUUGUAGGAACUAGUGGAAGUAUUCCAUUACAAAUUCAACCUCAAUUAUUUACAUUCUUUUGUACAGUUAGUUGGGCUCAAACAUUAUAUUAUCCACCAUAUCAACUUCCCCGGAAAAGGAUGAUAUUUUAUGUAACAUCAUUUGUUUUAAUAUCCAUUGGAUUAGAAUUAGGAUUUAUCCUUUGGUUACGUCCAGUAUAUAAUCAUGGAACUCAUUGGCCAAUGCUUAUUAUGGGGAUUUUAGCUUCAAUAUUAUUAGCUCUUGGAUUAAUUCCACCAUAUUUUGAAUUAGCUAAAAGACAAGGACGUGUUGUGGGAAUUAAUUUUGUAUUUUUAUUUAUGGAUUCUAUGGGUGCAUUAUUAUCUAUGCUUAGUAUUAUUGUUGGAACAUUUGAUGUUAUGAGUAUGGUACUUUAUGUUAUUGUUUUAGUACUUGAAAUUGGAAUUGCUACUAGUCAUAUUAUAUGGUACUUUAGAAUGGGUAAACGUAUUUUAAAGGAAGAAAAAGCUCAAGCAGAACUUGAAGCUGAAACUAAGCUUGAAUUGGAAGAUACUUCAGAUCAAGAAUGUGCUGAUAAGUUAACAGUAGACAUGGAGAUAUCUCAUUCAUUAAGAUCUGAAGAGAUCUGAAUCCUGUAUCAUAGUUACGAAUUACUUUCUUACUGAUUAAUUAAUUAAUAAUUAUUUAUUUAUUUAUUUAUUUAUUUAUUUAUUUAUUU
This is a messenger RNA of Scheffersomyces amazonensis, 971 nucleotides long. RefSeq lists its product as uncharacterized. The transcript has a single exon. Gene Ontology annotation, cellular component: membrane. Lineage: Eukaryota; Fungi; Ascomycota; Pichiomycetes; Serinales; Debaryomycetaceae. The record is from RefSeq and is a predicted model, not a curated record. Bases 85 to 882 code for a protein of 265 amino acids.